Molecule: messenger RNA, 3051 nt
Organism: Phytophthora sojae
Lineage: Eukaryota; Oomycota; Peronosporomycetes; Peronosporales; Peronosporaceae
Exons: 1
Coding region: 1-3051 (1016 amino acids)
Biological process (GO): protein import into nucleus
Cellular component (GO): cytoplasm; nuclear membrane
Source: RefSeq, a predicted model, not a curated record
AUGGCGGAGAACCCGCUCCCGAUGGUGCUGAGCGCCGUCCAGGCGCUCUACGGCAUGGUGCGUGCAUUUGCAAUGCCAACCGCGCAACCGCCGCCUCUCAACGACUCUCCUUUUCCUCCGUUAUGCAGCUGUGAACUAAUUGUCACUCUCGUGUGUAUUUCCGCACAGGAAGGAGCAGCGCGACAGCGAGAAGCCAACGAGUUCCUCAACAGCUUCGCGGCCUCGGAGGCGGCCUGGGGCGUCGCCUUCCAGCUGCUGGAGGACGAGUCGCUGGCGCUGCCGCCCGAGGCGCUCUUCUUCGCGGCCAACAUGCUGCACACCAAGGUGCGCAAGGAGUGGGUACGGCUGUCGGCAGAGCAGAAGGCGGCCAUGACGGCGUCGCUGCAGAGAAUCAUGCAGGUGCUGCGCGCCGGGACCAGGCUCGGUUUCCACCAGGGCCCGCUGGCCAGCAAGCUCUGCGCCAUCUACGCGGUGGCCAUGGUCUCGGCCCCGAACGACUGCAAGGCUCUGUUGUCGCAGCUGCUGGCGAGCUGCUCGGCUACGGGGGACGCAGGGGAGAUCGCGUUCUUGCUGGCCAUCUCGCGCUGCGUCUGCGAGGAGAUGGAGAACGCCGAGCUGGCUUUCGCUGCGAAGGACGCAAUGGAGCUGAACCUCGCAAUCUUGAGUGAAGACUUGGUGGCGCUGAUCGGGAAGAUUAUUCUCACACGCGAAGAUCAGGACGCUCGAGUGGCAGCGCUCCAUGGUGAGGCGCUCGGGUGCUUAAAGGUGUGGGUCAAGCGCGCGGGACUCUCGUUGGCGACCCUGUACUCCAAGGACGAGGCUGUGCUGAUGGCUCUAUUGGAGGCACUUCAGAGCAAGUCGAGGCAUCUGCAGAUCUGUGCAGAGAUCCUGUCGAAGCUUACCACGGUCGCGUCAUACCCGACGCCGGCUCAGCUGGAGAAGACCGUGCUGGUUGUGGCACAAGGACUGCUGAAGACCCGAGCGGCCUGUGAAAGUGCGCGUGCUGCAGAGGAAGACGAAGUGAGCCACGCGCUCACAGAUGUGAUCUCUACGUUUUGUGAAACGUACGCUGAUUGGAUUUUAGAGGGCGAGCACCCCCAGGAAGCUGCCGCUCUCGGUGAAUUUAUGCUGUAUCUUGGCUCCCAUCCGCGCCGACAGAUCGCGUCGCUCACGCUGGAGUUUUGGCUGGUCGUGCAGGACGAGCCUGUGGCGUCACGACUGCGCUUUUAUCAGCACGAUGCCUUCAUGCAACUUUUUGACGUUUUGCUCAAGCAGUGUGCCUUUCCUGCUGGAAACGCUGACGAGAUGGACGAGCUGGAACGAGAUGACCUCUUGGCUUUCCGUAGCGGCUUCCAGGGUGUAUCAGAUUCGUUCCUAGCCAUUUUCGCGCUGCUUAAGGAGCGGUUCCUUGCUCACUUGCUGCCGAUUCUGACGUCAGCAGCGUCGAGCGACUGGCAGAAUGCCGAGGUUGCUCUGCUCGCCGUCUCCAUCGUAGCAGACGAUAUCAAGAAAAAACUCCCGAAGGCUGCAGCAACUACCGCGCAGCAAGCAGAAUUGGAGACGAUGAUGUCGCAAAUUUUCCAGGCGGUACUAGGCUCGACGGCUAGUGCACACCCUUUGGUAAUUACGACAGCCUCACGACUGCUGGGCCAGUUUAGUGGAUGGAUCAACGAUAGAGCACUAGCGGCUCGUGCAUUUGAGACAGUCAGCGCUGUGCUCCAGUAUCUGACGGGAGCGCUUGGACUCGCCGCUAGCCGCGCAAAUGCCGCUAGGAGUUUUAUGCAACUUGCAACAAGCUGUACGGGAUGCCUAGCCGAGAUGCAACCCAGCGUCCUGGUGGCUAGUGUGCAGCAUUUUGGAGGUGCGGCUGGACAAGAGCCCAUGCCGAUUGAGGAUCGGUUGCUGGUCGUGGAGGGUCUCGUACGUGGCGCUGCCGUCUCGCCUCACUGCUCGCUAAUCUUGCAGACCGUGCUGAGUGAUUCACUGACUCGUCUGGACCAAGUGCUGGCGGCUACGGGCACUGAUGACUCGGCUGUGGCUGUCCCGGUGUGCAGCGAGCUUCAAGUGCUCGGCAAGGUUAUGCGGUUCUUGGACGCGCCUGAAGACGUAGCAGGAGGCAAGGCUGUCACGACGUGGGCUGUUCAACUGAUCUGGCCUCACUUGGAUCCGAUCACACCCCGCUUUGAGGCUGAUGAGGCUGCGAUGACAGCCUUGUUCGAGCUAUAUGGGUGGUGUCUGCAGAGUUUGCGGCAGGAGAUGGCGCCGCAGCUUGGGAACAUCGCGACUUUGAUUGUGAAAGUUUUCGAGGAGAGACGCUACGUGGCUCCACUCGAAUGUGCGUCUGUGGCAGUCGAUGUCUUUGGGAAGGAUGCCAGCGCAGAGAUUGUUGAGAGCUUCCGAGGACUUAUGGGCGCGCUGAGCCAGUCAGCGUUCCAGUUCUUCACGACUCACUCGCUGGCAGAGUCGCCGGAGGUUUUGCGUUCGUUCUUUGAGCUGGCCUACCGGUUUUUGCUGUUCUGCCCCGCUGCGGUUCUCACUGCGGCCGAGUUCCCCGUGCUGAUCGAGCUGAGUCUGGCUUGUCUUGGCAACCAGGACCGACCAUCCACGAACGCGGUCAUCAUGUUCCUCACUUAUUUACUCAACGAGAGCACGUUCAAGUUGGCAGUGUUCACAGCCGUUAUCAACGCCAGUGUGCUGGACGCUGGCCAGACCGAAAAGUGGCUCGACAGUCUCGUGGGUGCGCUAGCCUCAAAGAGUCCGAGCGGGUUGUUCGAGUCGUUGGGCAAGCUGUUGUACGCGCUGCUGACCAGCUUCGCGGAUAACGAGCGUGUUAGGGCUUCGCUUAUGCAGUCGUUGAGCCGCGAUGAGCUGGGUGUGACAGAACUUCGGCCUGAAGAUCGGCAGCAAGUGCUGCACUUGUGGCUGUCGCUCGCGGCCCAGCCUUCAGAGUACUCCAAGCGGCGCUUCCGCAACUUGUGCAAGGAUUUCGCGAAGGUGUGCCGCAAGGAGACGACGGCCGAUAAUCUUCACUCGAUGGAGCCGCCCAUUUGA